GAACCUUACAAACAGGAAACACACUGAGGCGACGCCACAUAUCGUUAAAUUAGUGCAUAGUUGUUUGUGGCCGCUCAGAGUCGAUUGAUCUGAAAGGUAAUACCGAACGAGAGAGCCGACACUUGUGCUUUGGGCGUCGCUGACAACAGAAGCAGCACAGCAGCAAAUGAUACAAAAGAUGCCUGGUCAGCUUGCCAGCCUAAAGCCCAGGAAGCGGAAGAGCAGCUCUGAGGUCAGAAGCUCCAGAAAGGCUUCUGCUACAAGGAAGAGAUGUAUGAAAAGUCCAAAGAUGAAUUCAGCAGCAGAGAGCAGUACAGCAGCCGGUGGUAACAGCAGGGCAGACGGCCCUCUGGAGAGACACUCUCGCAUCAGCUGUGAAUGCCACCAGUCUGCAGGCAGGAGGAGAUGCUCAGCGUCACCAGAGCUCGAAGGACGGGAGGGCAAAGAAAACGAGCUGAGGACGGGCUUGGACUUGGACAGCUGCAGAGUGAACGGCACCGUGGACAAACAGGAGCCUGAGGACAUGGAGUGUGAAGAAACGGACAAAAACAUUUUCCCAGACGACGACAGUAAUCAGAUCCUUCCAGUGGAACAGUUCUUUGGAAACCUGGACGCGGUGCAGGACUUUCCUCAGAGAUCGUCAACGACUUCUGGCCGCGUUCAGAGGGAGAGCAGGCGACGACAUUACUACGCGCGAGAGGACAGCGAUGAAGAGGAGGUGGACCUCUGCAGUACGCAGUGCGAUGACAGGGGGGGCACUUAGUGAAGAGUGCCUCAGCUGACUAACCACUGACUGUGCUGGACUCAUAGUUGUGCCUCUCAGCACCUCAGAAAAAGCAGCCGGAUUAAGCUUCCUAUUGUGAUACUGCAUGCAAUCAGCCCUAAAAUCAGUCAGAAAUAUACCACGUGUCGAUGUUCUUGAGUCACUGGUGGUGAAUCCCCCCCACCUGUGAUGUAAGUGACGUACGAACGUGCUGUAGCUGAAUCUGCUGUCAGCCAACCAGCACCUACAGACAAUAUUGUGGGUGCACUUGUACUUGCCUUAAACUGGAGUCUAGUACCCCGACAUGACUCUGCAAACAUUUGGAAAGAAACGUCUCGACGGUCAACUUGGGAAUCGUGUUGAUGUGAUGAUUUUUGACUUGACAAGGACCGUCCAAACACACAAAACGGCCAAGCUGUAUUCAGCCCAUAGCGUGUGGCCUGAUACCUGAAUAUUUUAUUCACAUAUUUGUUUGAGCAUAGCUACAUUUAUUGGGUAAAUAUGUACAUAUUCAUUAGUGCUUGUUUAAUUAUUUAUUGCUUGUUUGCUGCUCACGCCGCCCUCGGCCCGGUCGUCUUUGGUCUCACUUGGAUGGUGUGCUGGUCCGGCACUUUAUUUAGACAAAUCAGUCCACAUUACAUACUGCCCUAUCAUUGGAGUGCAAGCUUGCAGUUUGAGAUUAGCCUGGAGAGAUUUGCUGAAUUAAAAUAGCUUUUUUUCGUUUUUAUUUUGCACAAACUUACAAAUUCCAAGUUAGACAAUGUAAAAUGCAAAAGCCACAUGUUAAUAGAUUUCCUGUUCUGGCUUCAGACUGUAUAAAUGUGAUGAGGAGGGAGGACACGUGGCAAAAAGCAGCUUUUCAUAUCACUAAUUCAUUUUAGAAGAAGAUUGAGCCAUUACUUACAAAGCGUCUGAUAUUCCUCCUUCACAUGUCGCAUGUCUGUAUGUUUAUCAGUGCAGCUAAUAAUUUGACAAAAUAUCAUAAAGCAAUAUGCAUAAACAAUUAUUAAAAACAAAAAUUAACUAAAACUUCAGGUUACUAGUUAAAGUCUUCUGUGUAAGUAAACUUUGAGUUCAAAAAUGUCAUCUAACUUUGCGGUUAAUAAUAAUUGCACUUGCUUUUAACAACAUUUUUUGUAUUUUGUAUCUAUUUGAUUGUCCUGACCUUCCUAUCAGAUAUUUUAAACACAUUUCUGCCUUAUUUAUGCAAAAUAAUUUUCAUAUUCUCCUAUGCAACUUUCUGACAGAGUGAAUGCCUCCCACAUCAAGCAGUCAUUGUAACCAGUUUAUGUGCUUUACAUCAUUGUGCCAACACAAAGAACAAAUAAAUGUUUUUUUUCAUGAUUUUCAA
Molecule: messenger RNA, 2114 nt
Organism: Scatophagus argus
Lineage: Eukaryota; Metazoa; Chordata; Actinopteri; Scatophagidae
Gene: c8h1orf174
Product: chromosome 8 C1orf174 homolog
Exons: 4
Coding region: 167-763 (198 amino acids)
Source: RefSeq, a predicted model, not a curated record